GGCCAGCAGGCGCACUUUGGCUGGCCGAGGAAGGCCGCUCGAGGGAUGGUCCCAGUGGUUAGCUCUUUCUUGCUCUUUAUUUGCCAUCCCGGAAGGAGAGGUCUGUCUCCGGAAGCUGCGCGGUUCCUCCGAGGCUGGCUAAACGAUGCGCCGGCGCACCCCGCCGGCCUCUUCUGUGACGUAUGAAGAAAGAAGUCACGUGUAUCUGUCUAGCCGGGUAUAUAAGUGCUUCGCUGGCAGCGAGUUGGUACAAAAGGUUUUGGAGGCGCUUCAGUCAUUUGUGCUCAGGUUAGACCAAGCUCAAGUCGCCAUGAACGGCCUGGUGUUCACUGUAGUGUUGAGUGCCCUGGUAGGCAGCGGCCUUAGUGGAUUUGUCGGCGGAGGCGGCGUUGGAGGUGGUCUCGGAGGAGGCGCUGGUGGCGGUGGUCUCGGAGGCUACGGUGGAGGUCUCGGUGCCGGUGGUCUAGGAGGAGGCGGACUAGGAGGUGGAGGCCUUGGAGGCGGUGGAGGAGCUGUUGGUCUCGGCAGCAGCGUCGUUCUGCUCAAUGGUGGACGGGCAGGUGCUAGCAAAGCCGUGGCCGGGCCGGCGUUCCUCGUUCGCACGGUGCACCACGUGUCACAAGUUCACGGCGGCGGAGCCAUCGUGGCGCACUCUGGUCUCGGAGGCGCUGGUGGAGGCGUCGGUGGGGGCGCCGGCAUUGGAGGCGUCGGACUUGUCGGUGGUGGCGCCGGUGGUCUAGGUGGAGGCGGCGGCUAUGGUGGCGCGGGAUACGGAGCCGGAGGCCUCGGUGGAGGCUACGGCGGAGGCUACGGCGCCGGUGGCGGUGGCGGAGGAGUCGUCGGAAAGCUGGUGCUUGUGAAGCAUCACAAAUGAGCUCUGCCACCCGCAUAUCUUAUCUUUAAGCACUGGCAGGAUGAAUCGAAACCAACAGAAUACUCCAGCGUCGACCUCCGCUCAAGAGCUUCAACAACACCAGCUCUUUCACCUCAGUCGACGAAAUGACGGAAACUGUGUAUUGCGCCGCGAACAGCUGUGAAUAAAUGCUGACCGGGAACUCGUUUCCCCAUU
Dermacentor silvarum is the source of this 1069-nucleotide messenger RNA. RefSeq lists its product as uncharacterized. Lineage: Eukaryota; Metazoa; Arthropoda; Arachnida; Ixodida; Ixodidae. The record is from RefSeq and is a predicted model, not a curated record. The transcript has 3 exons. The coding region runs from base 146 to 874 and encodes 242 amino acids.